This is a messenger RNA of Armigeres subalbatus, 2140 nucleotides long. RefSeq lists its product as uncharacterized. The transcript is spliced from 3 exons. Gene Ontology annotation, molecular function: nucleic acid binding; zinc ion binding. Lineage: Eukaryota; Metazoa; Arthropoda; Insecta; Diptera; Culicidae. Bases 613 to 1680 code for a protein of 355 amino acids. The record is from RefSeq and is a predicted model, not a curated record.
AGCUAGAACGACGAGAAUAAAAAUGAGAUGAGUUAGUUCAUUUGGAGACGUCAAAGCAAUCAGUAGUUUAUUUUAUUUCCUCCUACCGAACAGUUCUUUAAAUUAUAAUAGUGGCGACGAGUGAUAAAAAGUGUCAAGGUCAAGUUACUGUGCUACCAUAGACAUAUUUCGGCGGACUUUGCGUUUGGCUGAUGCAGAGGAAGAAUCUUGCUGAAGGAAGAAUCUGGAACACUUAUGCUAGGGACAUAGCUGGACACGUUACUAAUUCUGGAAGAUUUCCCUAUUCUGGACAGAUUAUCUAACGAGUGAUCCAUCAGUGAGAGAAUCUUUAGAACCUUAGCUUCUAACAACUGGUGAAGUAUAAAACAGCAAGAAAGUGAGACAUUGCCGGUAAUUCCACAUCCAGCCUGCCAUUUAUUUCGUCAAUUGACGGCUCGCGAGGUUGCUGACUGGCAUUGCCGCGAGUAGGAAAUCCCUCUAAUCCCUGGGUCGGUAAAUGCUGACGACGAGUUCCGGUGAGUUUGAUCUUUUUUAACUUUUGGGAAGCUGUAUCUGAAGUUAUUGCCUAUUAGCUAAUUCCUGCUGUUGCAUAUUGACUUAUUUAUAAUACCAAUGGCUCAGUCCAAUAUUACAACCACACUGGAACCUUUUCGGAAGGGUUGUUCAUUCAGUGAUUGGGUGGACAGACUCAGAUUUUUUUUUAACAUGAAUAAGGUUCCCGAUGACGCCAAAAGGGAUCAUUUCAUUACUUUAAGUGGUCCGGUGAUCUUCCGAGAACUCAAGCUGUUGUAUCCUAACACGGAUUUAGCACAAAUUGACUACACUGAAAUGGUUUCCAAAUUGAAAGCUAGACUAGAUAAGACGGAAUCAGAUUUGGUACAGCGCCUAAAAUUCAAUGUUAGAAUGCAACAGCCAGAUGAGUCAUUGGAGGAUUUUGUAUUAUCAGUCAAACUUCAGGCUGAAUUUUGCAACUUCGAGAACUUUAAAGAAAUGGCCGUUAGAGAUCGUAUAGUCGCUGGGAUUCGUGACAAGGCACUCCAGCAGAGACUUCUCAAUGAAGAGAAACUUAGCUUGGAGAGUGCUGAGAAAUUAAUAGCUACCUGGGAGAUUGCAAGAAAUAAUGCCAUAAAUAUGGAUUUUAAUAGUGGGCUCGAUCAAAUAGCUGCACUUAAAGCUAACGGGGGAUCUGGAACAAGAUUGCAAAGACUAGCAGCUACUAUGGAAUUAGCAUCUAGAUCGCUACAAAAUGAAGGCCGGGUUGAACGUGGCUCAGUUAAAAGCAGAUUAGGUUAUUCACCGUAUAAAAAGGAUCAAUGGCGCAACAGGCAAUGGCGCACAAACAAUGGACAAAGCAGGCAAUCGGACAAUAGGCGAUGGAACGAUGGAAUGCAGAUGAAUGACGAAGGUCCUCGACGAUGGAAAAGUCCUGAUUAUUCUCAAAUGGUGUGUGAUUUCUGCAAAGUAAAGGGUCAUAUUAAGCGCAAAUGCUUUAAAUUGAAAAACAUGAAGAGGGAUGCGGUAAACAAGAUGAAUUCAAAUGAAUCAGGCGACAAUCCGGAACUAUAUUUGAGUGAAUUGGUCAACAGAAUGCGCACUGAGUCGGACAGCGAGAGUGAAGUAGAGGAUUCUAAUUGGAAACGCGUUAACCAUGGCCCAUCGAAAUCAACUACGUUUGAGUAAGGAACGAAACCCUUCCGACGGUCCAAUAAUACAAUGGAGCAGGCAACAGCCGCAGCAAGCGAGAAGUCCCAGUUGUGACGAAUUUCAUGGAUUUACGGAAGCAGAAUUGAAAAGAGGAAAGAAGCGUAAAUACGCUGUGGAGGGUAAUGAAAUGCCUGUAGGCUCACCGAUCAGGCGAUCGAAAAGGUUGAAAAGGACGAGAAAGAUAGAUGAUAAUUUUGUAUACUCAAGUUAAAAUAAUGUGAAAUUGAUCACGUUCGAAUUAAUUAUAAUUUUAAUAAUGUACCCUUGAAUUAAAAAUAAUUUUGAAUUUUACUAAAAUACAGUUAUAAGAAUCUUUCUAAAUGGGAAGAGCUGAAGUAUAUAGAUUUAGUGUGUGGGCGAAAGCUCAGUCGAUUAUCGGGCGAAACCCGUUAAACGGUAGAAAUAUAAUACCAUACGUAUGUGUAGAAGCUAGAAC